CCAAUAAACGUUCAUUUGCUGCCAAAAGAGGGAAAGACAGAGCCACAAGUCUGAACGUGAGCGCCAAUGGCGACCCUCACAAGCCAGUUAUCUUCACAAUUACCAAUUGGAGUAGUAGCAUUUCUCCUCGCUUUCAACAUUGUCCUCUCCUUCACUGCAUCUCUUGGUAAUGCUCUGCUUCUAUUAACAUUUUAUAAAGUGUCCUCUUUGCAUCCCGCUGCAAAGGUCUUGUUUGAAUGUCUAGCCGCUACCGAUAUUUGUGUGGGUCUUUUUUCACAACCUCUGUUCGUGACUGUUUUAUUUCUUUACAUUGAUCUUGGUAACACCGACAUAGAUAUUUUGUAUUACGUCGAAGAGGUUGUUUGUAUAUCCAACUAUGUUUUGUUUGGAGUGACUGUACUGAUAUCAACAGCCAUCAGUGUUGACAGACUUCUUGUUCUGUUAUUGAGGCUGAGAUACAGACAAGUUGUGACACUAAAGCGAACUCAAGCUGUUAUACUUUUAUGCUGGAUAAUUGCUGUUUUAUGCGGAUUGGUUCGUGUCUGGAGUCAAACGGUUUCGGAGAUUGUUGCUUUUGUGGCCGUUGUGGUAUCUCUGGUUACUUCCGUGUUUUGCUACGUAAAGAUCCACCUGAGAUUACAGCGGUACCAGGCUGAAGUAGAAGACAACCCUGGCGAAGGACGGUCAAACGCAGGAGAAGAUAUAGGAGUAGGAAAAGAUGAAGCAGGCGCAAUAACGGGGACAAGAACAGCCACAGAAGAAGGAGCAGGAGUAAAAGGAAGGAGAAUAAGAAGAAGAGGAAGACAUAACAUCAAUUAGUCUCUUUUUUUUGCCAUGAAAUACAAUGAGAUAUUGAUUGAGAAUUGAUUCUUUCUAUCUAUUUUGGACGGGUUUCUAAUAUUUAUUUAAAGAUCGC
Molecule: messenger RNA, 916 nt
Organism: Pocillopora verrucosa
Lineage: Eukaryota; Metazoa; Cnidaria; Anthozoa; Scleractinia; Pocilloporidae
Source: RefSeq, a predicted model, not a curated record